UGGGACAAACCUUUCCAAUAGACCAGCUCCUCGUUCCUCCUCUCUACUCCCUGCAGUCUUUCGCCUCUACCUUUACUUACCGCCCUCCUUAGAAAUUGUCACCAUGUCUGCCGAAAUGGAAGUCGACAUCCCCGUCUCGCAAGACGACGCCCCCGCGCAGUCUGGAGGUUUUGAACCACGAACACACGCCGAAGCCGUCGCUGUGCGCAGUAUCGAGGGAUGGAUUGUGAUCGCGACCAACAUCCAUGAGGAGGCAUCCGAGGAAGACGUGACGGAUCUGUUUGCUGAAUAUGGCGAAAUUAAGAACUUUAACUUGAACCUCGAUCGCCGGACGGGUUAUGUCAAGGGAUACGCAUUGAUCGAAUACUCGACUCUUCCCGAAGCGUCGGAAGCCAUCAAAAACCUCAACGGAUCCAAGUUACUCGACCAGACAAUCCAGGUUGACUACGCAUUUGUCCGGCCACCUCCCGCCAACAAAGGCAAAUCCGGUGGACAGCGAGGGGGACGUGGAGGCGGCGGUGGUGGUCGAGGCCGCAGCAGGAGCCGCGAGAGGAGCCGCAGCCCCGGAGCUGACAAUGAGAGGGAAUAAACGCAUUGGUUCCGAUGCAUCUGCCAAAACUCUCUUCUGACUGCGCAUGGCCUUGUGAUGAACUGCUUUCUUUUUCGUUUCCAACUAUCGCUUCCUUUUUUUACACCCCAGCGGUCUUAUGUCGGUUUUUACCCUUGCGAAAUGGCUCGAGGGCAGUGGUUAUGAAGAAUUUGACGCUGUCAUUCCGAUAUUUCCAUGUCGCCUUUGGCGGGUGACGAGUAGGGAUGAUUGCGCUUACAGCCGGCAUUUCCAUCUCUUGUGAAGGGUUGUAUGCACGGCCAUCAUCUGAUGACGCGCAUGUGCAAGACUACGUUUCAAAGAGUGGCAUGCCGGCGUCAUGAUUUAUUCACAAUUCGGUAUGUUCCUUGCAUAUUUUUUCCAGCAUGGGAAUGUCGUUGGUCAUAUGCUAACUUUUCGGAAAGAUUCCGGACUUUUGAUAUAUCG
Molecule: messenger RNA, 1033 nt
Organism: Aspergillus melleus
Lineage: Eukaryota; Fungi; Ascomycota; Eurotiomycetes; Eurotiales; Aspergillaceae
Product: RBM8 family RNA-binding protein
Exons: 2
Coding region: 104-589 (161 amino acids)
Biological process (GO): RNA splicing
Cellular component (GO): nucleus; exon-exon junction complex; cytoplasm
Molecular function (GO): mRNA binding
Source: RefSeq, a predicted model, not a curated record